Messenger RNA from Ooceraea biroi (clonal raider ant), 8177 nucleotides. RefSeq names its product neurexin 1 (gene Nrx-1). Lineage: Eukaryota; Metazoa; Arthropoda; Insecta; Hymenoptera; Formicidae. The record is from RefSeq and is a predicted model, not a curated record. Gene Ontology annotation, molecular function: calcium ion binding.
GGCGUCGACGUCGUCGUCGGCGUCGGCGUCAUGCCGGGGGCGUCGCACCAUCGUCGUCGGCAGCGAGCGUCUCGACCGAGCGUCCUCGUCUCGCCAGGCCAGUGACAAGCCGGGAGCCGUCGAGAAGGUCGAUCCACCUCCGGGAAGCGGUGAACCGAGCACGACCAAGUUCCUCGACGAGGACGGCGAGCAGGAUUUUACGUGUGGUUCGCGCGUAUUCGUCGCGUACGCUCCGGUCCCGCCGGAGAGUCUUCGGGUGGCGAGAGAGAGAGGAAGAAAAAUGGAGCGCGCGGCCGGAUCGAUCGCGAUAUGAACGGACGGCCGACUACUCGUGAGUGAACCGUGAGCGAGUGCCAGUUCCCCCUGACGAGGGUGAAACGAGCGAUUCUCGUGCCGUGCCGGCGCCAUUGAACGUCACCACGAGCUCGCCACGGGGACGGCGUCGUCGCGAACGUGCCGCGCCGUGCGAUCAUCCCGGUCUCCCCGCGAUUCUGCGUCCCGACGCCGGGACAGAGGGAGGGACAGGGAGCUGUGUGUGCGGUGAAAGUGCUCAUCGCGUGAUUAGGUCGAGGUCGUGUCGUCGCUGGGACCGCUCUCCAUCCGGUGACCUUCAUGCCGGAGAUGAAGCUCGAGGGUAGGUGACGUCCCUCGCGAUUCGGACUGACUUGCUCGCGCAAGCCGCUCGUACCCGCUUCCCGAGACGUAUUCCGCUGAGGGAAAGCCGCGGUGAAAGUGUGUCAUCGACGCGACGCAACGCGACGCGUCACAGAGCGACUCGAGGGGGUUGAAUCGCUAGGCACCCUCCGUUCGAAACGAUGCGAAAGGGCUCCCUUGGCGUGGCAACUGUUAACGUGGAUUCUUACGCGCAGUCAGUCUGGGGAUUAUCCGGGAGACGGGAGAUUCAAGGGGGAAGCAACUGGAAGUGCUAUUGACGAUCCUCUGCAGUCCUUGAGUCUUCAACGUGCUUGCCUCCACGACAGGAGUUGCGGUUAGACUCUCGAUUGGAUGACCGAAAGACUCGUGCAGUGAAUACGCAUAUUCGUGGAUUGGUUCGUACAAAUUCUUGAGGAGAGUUUUCGGUAGUCGUGUUGCCAGUCGUCUUUUCAGCGGGAUGAGUUCGACGAGAUAAUCAGUCGUCUUCUGGGAAUUCAAGGUUCGAAGGAAGCGAGAAGUACUCGCCGUGUGCCGCGACGGAUUGUAAAGGAAGGAAGCUUGCUUUGUGAAAUGUCCGACUAGAACGCUGGCAUUUCUCCUGCUGUUGGAAGUAUAUUAACGUGUCUGUGACCAGAGUUAAUGAUCCUCGUAACGACAUGCUAUUAGUACAUGGAAAUCGCACUGUACUAGUCGAUCAAUCCAUCAGAAAAAUUAAUUGAUACGGUUGAAAGCAGUGCUAUCCUAUAGUCCUCCAAUUCGUUUGAAUCUACACUUGAAUCUAUGCAAAAGCACUAAAGUGACAUAGUAAACAUCUAUUUAAGGCGUUCCUUCUUUGGCAAAUCCCACUGUCAAUUAGUCAACCUAUUGGCGUAGUUCAAAAAGCAUAAGCAUCUUAGGGGAAGAAAGUGCUGUGGAUUCUCAUCGCAUUUCCAAUACCAAUACUCCAGAGUAUACUUUGGAGGCAGACAUCCAUGAAUUUUGACGCAUCCAGCAAAUUGACUGAACUUGAAAUUGAAGACAUAUCCAGAAAUAUCGAUUUUUAUUGAGCCAAUUAAUGAAUUUUACGUUAAUUGGAGUAAUACUAUACAAGAUAAAGUAUACAAGUAUUAUACUCUACGAGUAAUUCUUAUCAAAGUACAUUAUUUCCUAAACAUCUGUCACCAAAUUUUCCCAAACGAGGAUUCUGGGGUGUUUCAACAAAGAUAAGUUACAAACGAGCGGAAUCUGAUUGAAAACAGCAGAACUACCCUCCUCGUAGAUCCGUCGAGUUCUCCAGACGGUGUCGGGAAACGGUUGAUUUGCACCGCGAGUUUUCCCCAGUGACAAAGUCGCGAAGGCUCAAAGAGCGUUCCGUCGAUCGGCGGUACUUGGAUAUUCGCGCGGCGAGAGGCGCACGUACGAGCCAACGCGUACGCAAAACGCCGAACCCCAUAUCGCACACUCUCGACACGCGAUCCGCGCGCGUGCGUGCUCACGUGCUACGGAUGCAGCCGGGUGGCACAACGUGGCCAGCUCUACGCACCCACCCCUCGAGCGUCUCCUUCGCGGGAUGCGUGUGAACGCGUGACGUUCACGCGCGCACACGAGAGCCCACGAGUGCGGACGGGCGAAUGAACAGGACCCAGCCAGUCCAAGAGCGAAUCAUGCAUCGCGCUCCGCUUCCGUUGACGCCGCUCUUGCUGGCGGUGUUGCUCGCCUGCCAGGUGGCACGCUCCUUCGUGCUGGAGGGCUCCGCGACCAGCUACGCGCAGUUCCGCAAAUGGAACGCUGGCCUAAACGGCACCCUGGAGUUCGAGUUCAAGACCGAGCAGGGUAACGGACUGCUGCUCUACACGGAUGACGGCGGCACUUACGACUUCUUCGAGGUGAAACUGGUCGAGAGCGCUCUCAGGCUGAGGUACAACCUCGGCGGCGGCGCGCAGAUUGUCACGGUCGGCCACGACCUCGGCGAUGGCCACUGGCACAAGGUGCAGAUCACCAGAUGCAACGAGAACACCACCCUGACCGUGGAUGGCGUCAGCGCGGUCUCCACGUCGCGCGGCAAGGAGUUCGAGUUUGGCAAACUCGCCGGGAACUCGGACGUCUACGUCGGCGGUAUGCCGAGCUGGUACAACAGCAAGCUUACGCUGCUGGCGCUACCCAGCGUGAUAUUCGAGCCCAGAUUCAAUGGAUUUAUUAGGAAUCUCGUGUACGCGGAUGGGGAGAACACCGUGCCUAGGAGACAGGAGAUGAAGAGUCGGGACGCCAAGUGCGGUGGUUUCUCAUGUGUCGAGAGCGCCAAUAAACGCAAGUCGCCAAGGAGUUUACGUAACAUGGUGAAUACGACAGAUGCUUGCGAAACUCGCGAUCCAUGUCAGCAUGGCGGCAUUUGCAUUUCUACAGACAGCGGACCGAUCUGCGAGUGCCGUACCGGUGAUUACGAAGGUGCAUAUUGCGAGAAAGAGGCAUGGAGCACAGUGCUACCCACGGCGGGUGCUGGCGAUUACUGGGCUUGGGAUUACAACAAAGCCCCCUCGGAAGCGUCCUUCAGGGGGACUGAGUAUCUCACGAUAGAUUUGAGCAAAGGGGACCCAGUGCUCAGUACACAAGAAUCUAUAAGCCUCCAGUUCAAAACGAGACAGCCAAAUGGACUUUUAUUUUAUUCCGGAGAGGGCGAUGAUUAUCUUACCAUGUCGCUGAGAGACGGAGGCGUCGCGGUUGGGAUGACGUUGGCCAAAGGAAGAUUGGAUCUGCACAUAAAGCCGGCCAGGGUCCGGUUCGACGAUAAUCAGUGGCACAAGAUCGUCGUCCACAGGAAGGUUCAAGAGAUCUCCUCGAUAACCAGCUUUUGCAGGCUCUCCGCCCUUGUCGACGGAAUUUAUGCUGAACAUGGGCACACCGCAGGAUCGUUCGUACAUUUGGCAAGUGACCGACUUCUUGUCGGUGGAGGCGCUGAUGCGAGGUCCUUGCAGGGCGCCAAGGGGAUCAACAACUUUGUCGGAUGUCUGAGAAAGGUGGAGUUUGCAGCGGAGGGAAUCAAGAUGGAGCUGAUCGAAGCUGCCAGAAGCGGAGCUGCGGGUGCCGCAGCUUGGGGCAAGAUGGAUUUCCACUGUCGUGAGCCCAAAGCCUCGGACCCGAUCACGUUCACCACUAGGGACUCGCAUCUCAAGGCUGGAGCGACGAUAGGUGUGAGGCGACUCCACGGCACUUUGGUCACCUUCACCAGCCCAGAGUCCCACCUGGUUCUGCCACCCUGGAAGGCCGCCAAAUCCGGGAGUAUAUCUUUCAAAAUUCGCACGAACGAACCCAAUGGACUGAUCAUGUACAGUCGCAGCGGAGCGCAUACAAGACAAGAUCUGUUUGCCUUCGAGAUUCUUGGCGGACACCUUUACCUACAUGCCGAUCUUGGAAGUGGCUCCGUUAGAGUAAAGGCAUCGAAAACACGCAUCGAUGAUGGCGUUUGGCACGAUGUUGCCUUGAGAAGAGUCGAGAGAGAUGGCCGGGUCACAGUUGACAGUUCGACAGUCGAGUUUCGCACGCCAGGUGAUUCCACGCAACUAGACUUGGAUGGUUUGUUAUACAUCGGGGGUGUUGGUGCACCAUUCGCGCCCUUAACAGUUCCGCCAGUAUUAUGGACAGGCGCCCUUCGGCAGGGCUACGUGGGUUGCUUGAGAGAUCUUGUCAUCAAUGGACAUCCAGUAGACAUCGCAGGAUAUGCGCAACAACAGGAUUCCGGUGCAGUGAGACCUGCAUGUCACACUCAACCUCCGCAUUGCCUUUCGCAGCCAUGUAUGCACGAUGGCCUUUGUGUUGAAGGGUGGAAUCGAUUUCAUUGCGAUUGUACCAGCACGCCAUUCACGGGACCUACUUGCGGCAAAGAUGCAUCUACACUGCAUUUGAACGGCACACAGCAAAUGACGGCGUUGAUGCCGGAGGAUUCGAGAACGCAAGCGGAAGAAAUCGUUGUACGAUUUAAGACGGCAAGAGCACGCGGCCUUUUGUUAGCGACAAGUCUAGAAAACAGUGCUGAUCGCUUGCAGAUUUAUCUAGAAGAGGGCAAAGCACACGUACAGACUCACAUCGGUGAUCGAGAAAAGAUUUUAGUGGCUGGACAGGGUCUUAACGACGACGUGUGGCAUACAUUGCAAUUUUCCAGACGAUCCACCUCGCUUAAAUUUCAGAUCGAUGAUGAAGUAGCAGUACGAGCUGAGGCGCAGUUGGGAAAGCAGAACGUCUUGGAAUUCCGCACUCUCCACGUGGGCGGAUAUCUUCACGCCGGCGAAGACAUACCACAUUUCGUGGGUCAACUGCAACAGAUCUGGUUCAACGGAUAUCCAUACUUGGAGAUUGCACGCAGCGUUGGGAGCCAUCAAACUUCGCAUCAGGGCAUUACACCCAUUAUCAGGGUCACCGGUAAAUUCGGAAAGAGGAAUCAUCCGGUUCAUCAUCCAGUCACCUUCACUUCCAAGCACACUUUCGUAGGACUUCCGGUACUUAAAGCAUACGUGGAGACCAAUAUCUAUUUCCAGUUUAAAACGCGCGAGGCAAAUGGCUUGAUUCUGUACAACGCCGGAAGGGAACAUGACUUCAUUGCGGUCGAGCUGGUUAACGGACACGUACACUACGUGUUUGACCUAGGCGACGGGGCCGUCAGGGUCAGGGACACUUCGAAGUCCAAAUUGAACGACGGCAAAUGGCACGCCGUCAGCAUCGGUAGACCUGCUUCAAAGAGGCAUACUCUUGCAGUGGACGAUCACGUGACCGCUGUCAACAGCCAAGGCAGCAACGAGAACCUCGAUCUUGAUGGCAUUUUGUACAUAGGUGGAGUAGAAAAGUCGCAGUAUGGCCAGUUACCGAAGCAGAUUCUCAGUCGUCACGGAUUCGAGGGUUGUCUGGCGUCGUUGGAUCUCAGCGGGGAAAGCACUGAUCUUAUUACAGAUGCCGUCGUACCGAGUUCUCUCAUCACAUCCGGAUGUGACAUUUAUACCAACCUGCAUCCUGGCAAGAAGUGCACUCACGAUGUCUGCGCUAAUCAUGGCACAUGCGUACAGCAAUGGAACAGCUACACAUGCGACUGUGAUAUGACAAGUUUUACUGGAGCCACUUGCAAUGAUGAGGCUGUCGCUUACGAAUUUGGAGCUGGAAGAGGAAUUAUCACGUAUACCUUUCCGCCCGAUCGUCGACCAGAAAUGAAGAAAGACACCGUAGCCUUGGGUUUCAUUACUAACGUCAACGAUGCUGUGCUGCUUAGGAUAGAAUCUGCAUCGAGUAACGAUUAUCUUGAGAUCGAAAUUGUGGAAGGCAACGUUUUUGCGGUAUAUAACAUGGGCACCAACGACCAUCCGAUCGGCGAAGUUGGCGUGAAAGUGAACGACAACCAAUAUCACGUAGUGAGAUUCUCCAGAACUGGACCGAACAGCACAUUACAGGUUGAUGACUACAAUCUACAGUCUAAUCAUCCGUCGGGUCAUCAACUAACUGUGUUCAAUAGCCAGUCCACUAUCCAAAUAGGAGGCCGAUGGAAUCGCAGUAAGGGCAGAGUCGAACGACCAUUCUUGGGCGUAAUAGCUGGAUUGGUCGUUAAUGGUGCCAGAAUCUUGGAAUUGGCGGCGGCCAAAGAUGGAAGAGUUAUAACUAGAGGGGAUGUACAGCUUAUGCCAGCUGGAACUCUCGUAGAUCGUACUGCACCACUACAAAGAAUGCAACAGACACCUGCAUCCGGCUCUCCUGGUCUCAUAGACGACCUUAUAUUUUCCGGUGCUGGAAGUGGUUGCGCAGGCGAUGAUGAGGACGAGGAAUGCACUCCAGUUUAUGAACCUGGUUCCGGUAAGUAUGACAUUAUCACACCAGUGUACGUGGCACCUACGCGAUUGCCGACGACGCUAAGACCGAGGCUGCAUAAAGAGAAUAUGCAGGAGCGUCCAUCUUGUGACGACGAGGAAGAUUGCGAGGAAGGCUCCGGCGAUCCCAGAACAACAGAAGAGAUUUUCGUCACUUCAGCCACUGACAUUAGCUCGGUGACAUAUACGACGCCUCGAGAGUACUCGACGAGCCACAGCAGCACACAGACGUCCUCGGCGUCGUCGACAACGUUGACUCACGACGUCAUCACCGUCUCCGUCCAAUACAAUGUGUCAACCACAGACUUCGAAACCAGCCAUGGCAGCAGCGUCGUGACGCAACGGCCAGCAACCGUGACGACCCAGACGACCACGACGGAAAUGACGGAGCCGCCACCGCCGCCACCGCCGCCACUAAAUCCCCCCUUAAGACCUGCAAGAAUCGACAACGGAUAGUUGGAAAAGUGUGUUCAAUCCUAUAAAGGAAUCUUUUGGCUACUGAUAAGAGAGCAAGUUUAGACAAAAAUAAUCUUCGUGGUGCUGUCACGAAAAGGACCGAUCUAUUGCGUUGGAUAUAAAGUUCCCUCGUAUCCUUCUGCAGUGUCUCUGAGAAGAGAUCUGGAGAGCGCGUGGAAAAUCGAUUGGCGAUCGAAAUUAAAAUCCUAAUGAAGCACAUUUUCUUAAAGGACUCAUUCCUCAAGCCGGAAAUCGGUAGAUCAUGCCCUUCCAGAGGGAAGAAUGUCUUCGUAUUUCGACGGAAGGAUGAUGCUAAUUUCGAUCGAAACUCAGAAAAAUUCUCUUUAAUUCUAAUGCGAAUUGACACGGCCACGAAGUAGUAGCGUUCAGAAAAAUAUGUUGAGCUUGUUCUCGCGGAGAGAUCCCAAUGACGCAACACCGAUCGACGAUCCAGCGUUGCUUCUCUUGCUUCCUCGGUGCGAAGUCUUAGAUCAGGAUCGAGACGAGGAUCGAGCAUCGAUCACAAACGUUUCCAAAGAACAUUCUUUCUUUUCUCACUUGUUGUAGAUUUUUUCAGGUCAGUCGGAUACUGCUCGCGAGACUGUUCGAUCCUCCUGUUCGUAUUAUAAUUAGUAAUUUAACGACAGACAGAGAAGACCGAUUUCGUUAAUCGAAGGCUCGGCAUGCAUGAAUGAUGACGUUCAGCGUAGGGCAGUUUUUACUUCAAAACGAUUUCCCGAAGAGGAAUGGGGAAAAGGAGCGGACGCGAGGGUUGUGCUAAAAAUAAGAACGCUGAAGGUAAUAUUAGCAAUGACUGAUUCCGACGAGUCUUAAAAAUCAACUUGAUGAAAUAGAUCAUUUUAUUGUUUCGUGAAUUUUACUUCCAACAUUCUCUCGGCGAACGUGUUGUGUGAGGAUACGUCGAGGAGCACGUUGAUUUUGGUCUUGUAUAGUGAUUUCAUGUUUAUUUAUUCAUUGUAGAGUUAGAUUAUUCAUUAAGAGUUACUAGAUACGAUGUUACUUGAGUAACUUGUACGAUCUUUUAGAUAGGAAACUAUUUUAAACCAAAAUAUAAAUCAUUAAUGUUUCAUAUUGUUUAUUGCUGGAAGAUUUUAUAAAUGUUAUAAAGUUCUAGAAAAAAUUAUUAUCUUUAAGAAGAGUUGUUUUAUAUUAGUCCAUUUGUUAAUUUAAUGCAUAAAUAGAUACAACUUCAUAUUGUAUACACACUCAUUAAUUUUAAACACAAAA